Molecule: messenger RNA, 2914 nt
Organism: Sebastes umbrosus (honeycomb rockfish)
Lineage: Eukaryota; Metazoa; Chordata; Actinopteri; Perciformes; Sebastidae
Gene: sys1
Product: SYS1 golgi trafficking protein
Exons: 4
Coding region: 268-738 (156 amino acids)
Biological process (GO): protein localization to Golgi apparatus; Golgi to plasma membrane protein transport; Golgi to endosome transport
Cellular component (GO): Golgi membrane; trans-Golgi network
Source: RefSeq, a predicted model, not a curated record
UCCUUCCGGGUCCACCGUCGUGACUUCCGUGUUGUGAACCAGGUUCAGCUAGCUGACUACAGGCCGCCGGCUGAUCGACUGUAAAGUUUAUAAAACAGUAAACAACCUGAAGGGAUCAUCAUUUAUAUAACACAGCACCCUGAAACCUUUGUAAUCCAGCUCUCAGAUUUUGAAAUCACACGCAGGUCAAACUGGAUGGCCCAGCUGGUAACAGUUGGGGCCAGCUGUUAACAUCAUUUGGACCUGUACGUGUAACAUCAGUCCACAAUGGCCAGUAGCUUCCGUAGCUACAUCUGGGACCCGGUCCUCAUUGUGAGUCAGAUUGUGUUGAUGCAGUGCAUCUACUACAGCUUCUUGGGCCUGUGGUUAGCUGGAGUGGACAGUCUGGUGCAAACUAGUCGGUCACUGGACCAGAUCUUCAGCUAUGAAGUCCUUGGUUUUGCAACAAUGCAGGGCAGGCUCUCAAUGAUGGCAUUCAUCUUGAACUCUCUCACCUGCGCCAUCGGUCUGUGGUUCUUCAUCCGUCGGGGGAAACAGUGCCUGGACUUCACAGUCACCGUACACUUCUUCCAUAUGAUCGGCUGCUGGAUCUAUAAUGCUCAUCUUCCAGCUGCCUUGUCCUGGUGGCUCGUCAAUAUAGCCUGCAUGGCCUUGAUGGCUGUAAUCGGAGAGUACUUGUGCAUGCGGACUGAGCUCAGGGCCAUUCCAGUCAAUAGUGGACCCAAAUCUAACCUGUGAUUUUUUUUUUUUUUUUUUAUAUUUUUUUUUGACACCAAGCUGAACAUCUGUGGACGGUUAACCCCCGAGGAACUCGCUCAGAGGAGGUUUUUUCACUGCUUGCAAAAGAAAUGGAGCAUGAACCUCCAUCAGCAUAGAUGUUGGAUUGUCAUCCGUCUCCUCUUCAAGUGAUACACCAGAUGAACUGAUCUAUUUAUUCAUAGCUGCCGCUAAAUGUUGGACAGUAUUAACUCUGCAGCAUAUUAAGAUACAUGUUUUAUUGCUUAUAAAAGCAGACAUCAGUUUACACCUUUCUCUGAACCGAAUGACAAUACAUUUUAUUCUUAGUAAAUCUUUGUGCUCAUUUUAAGUACAUUAGCACGAGAAUCCCCAUUCCCUUGUUUUAAGAUUUGCGAUAUUUCUUCUUUUUUGUGCUCAUCUUCAAAUGACAAAUUGAAACUUCAGAGCAAAUACAAACUGUCUUAAAAAACAGCAGAAGAGCAACAACAGGGACAUUUUCUCUCUCUCUCUCUCUCUCUCUCUCUCUCUCUCUCUCUCUCUCUCUCUCUCUCUCUCUCUCUUUGUGUUGGUAUAAUUAAUUACAAGCUGGAUGGGUUGGCAAACAAACAUGACCAUCAUGUACCAGGAUAUUUUGAAAUGAAAAUGUUCCAUUUACACCUCGCUGCAGUUUAGAGAUGCCAAUGUGCAAAAUGACCUACACAAAGCUUUUAUCAUGUUUCCUUACAGCUGCAUCUUUAAAUUUAAAUGUUGGGUAACAAGUUCAAACAGGUAUACUAUAGUUUUCUGACACAAUAAUCAAUCAUUGUGUAAAUCCAAAUGUGGGAAAGAGUUUUCUGCUUUAUAAUCUCAACACAUCAUUAAUCAGAAUAUAUAAAAUCUGUUUAAUUUUUUUACCUUUCUGGAUUAAGUUUGUACAUUCAGUCUCAAAAUGCUCAGUUUUCAGGCCUUUCCUGUCAAGCGUGUUGCACAGCUAGCGUUGUUUGUUUCCGUCUCUUUAUGUCAUGAUGUAUUAUGCAGACAUGGGGGCCACUUUGGGGACAGAUUGUCAGACACCAGCUGUGUUCUGACAGCAGACUGUCUGUGUUUCUGAAAACACUAUUACUGUUUGUGGGGACGUAACGUUAAAAACCCCCUGAAAUGUGCAGUACUGGUGGUUUCUGGAACACUUUCAGCUUUCUCAUUUAACAAUGGCUUUUAAGACUCAGUCUAAAUUAACGGCGUAUUACUCGAGUAUUAUAGGUCCUGUGACACAUACGGGUAUCUUUUAAUUCUGUGUGGUGACUGUCAGAUCUUUGCAGCUUUGAUAGUGCAGACUAUGCCGUGUCUGGUUUUGAAAUCAGAUUUCUAAAGUGUAGUGUAAGUACAUCAUUAUGCUGCAGAGGUUGAUAUUUAAAAGUUGUACAAUAGUUGGACAUUAUUGGGAAAUACAUUUGUUCGCUUUCUUGCUGAUAGUUAGAUGAGAAGGUCCAAAGGUAAAGAAAUUAAACUAAGCACCUUUUUACUACUUAACUAAUUACUUUUAUUGUUACUUUUACUAGUUCACUAAUUAACACAUUUCUCGGCCGAUUAAAACUCAAGUGUAAAAAUGAAAAGUUAUGGUUUUACCGGGGUUACGUGUAGAACUAUUUCUUUGCUGGAAGCAGUGUUAUCCUGGAGUCCUGUUGGCAACCCCAACUUUUCUUUAGCUGUUUCCUCCCUAUUUCCAGUUUUUAUGGUAAGCUAAGCUAACUGGCUGUAUUGGCGUAAACAUGAGACUCGUAUCAGUCCUCUCAUCUAACUCUCGCCAAGAAAGCAAAUAAGCGUUAUAUCCCAAAAUGUCAAACUAUUCCUUUAAGUUGUGUUCAAACCCAUGACGAUUCUUUCUAAGCCAGUGUCCCCUACUAUUGGAUUAUUUCUUGUAACGGCUGCUCUGAAAGUUUUCACAUGCAAUGCCAGCUUUGUAUUCUUUAACAAAAACUUUAUAAUGUAUUUAAAUACAAAGAACUGGAGAGAUGGACCUAUUCAUGUGAUUAAAUUCUUGUUUCUAGUGCAGAAACAUCAAAGAUGAGGUGUCCAUAUGUUUUCCUCCUCUCUGAACAUUUAAAUACAGGAGGGUGUCGGCACCAACAUCAAGGAAUUGUGGUACAAUGCAAGUGCUUUUGUGCAUAUGCUGUUUAAUAAAGCACGGUAAAACAGU